AUGAGCUCUAUUUUCACAGGCUAUUGCCUUUAGAACAUAUAAAUAAUAGUUACAAUGUCAGAGUUGCCUUUACAUAUGGAUUUAUACAAGCUUCAACUCAACAAUUUUACUGAAGUCACCAUGUUUCUAUUAAUGAGCUUCACAGAAGAAUUUGAGGUGCAAGUCUUCCUAUUUUUAUUUUUAGCAAUGUAUCUUUUCACUUUAAUAGGAAACUUAGGGCUGGUUGUAUUGGUCAUUGGGUAUUCCCAGCUCCACAACCCCAUGUACUAUUUUCUUACUGUUUUAUCGUUCUUGGAUGUCUGCUAUUCCACAGUUGUCACUCCCAAAAUGUUGGUCAAUUUCCUGGCAAAAAAUAAAUCUAUUUCAUUUAUUGGAUGUGCAACACAAAUGUUUCUUGCUUGUGCUUUUGGAACCACAAAAUGCUUUCUCUUGGCUGCAAUGGCUUAUGAUCACUAUGUAGCUGCCAUCUACAACCUGCUCCUGUAUUCAGUGAACAUGUCACCCAGAGUCUACGUGCCAUUCAUCACUGCUUCCUACGUUGCUGGUAUUCUGCAUGCUACUAUACAUACGGUGGCUACAUUUAGCCUGUCCUUCUGUGGAUCCAAUGAAAUUCGGCAUGUCUUCUGUGAUAUCCCUCCUCUCCUUACUAUUUCUUGUUCUGACACUCACACAAACCAGUUUCUACUCUUCUACUUUGUGGGCUCUAUUGAGAUAGUCACUAUCCUGACUGUCCUGAUCUCCCACUUUUUCAUUCUGUUGGCCAUUCUGAAGAUGCAUUCUGCGGAAGGGAGGAGAAAAAUCUUCUCCACCUGUGGGGCUCACCUAACUGGAGUGUCAAUUUAUCAUGGGACAAUCCUCUUCAUGUACGUGAGACCAAGUUCCAGCUAUGUUUUGGAGCAUGACAUGAUAGUGUCGAUAUUUUAUACCAUUGUGAUUCCCAUGCUGAAUCCCAUCAUCUACAGUUUGAGGAACAAAGAUGUAAAAGAGGCAAUGAAAAAAAUGUUUGGAAAAAAUCAGGAUACCAAUAAUGUAUACUUUCAUACUAAAAAAUAG
This is a messenger RNA of Saimiri boliviensis boliviensis (Bolivian squirrel monkey), 1053 nucleotides long. RefSeq names its product olfactory receptor 5T1. Gene Ontology annotation, cellular component: membrane. Gene Ontology annotation, biological process: G protein-coupled receptor signaling pathway. Lineage: Eukaryota; Metazoa; Chordata; Mammalia; Primates; Cebidae. Gene Ontology annotation, molecular function: G protein-coupled receptor activity; olfactory receptor activity. The record is from RefSeq and is a predicted model, not a curated record.